Molecule: messenger RNA, 3320 nt
Organism: Dendrobium catenatum
Lineage: Eukaryota; Viridiplantae; Streptophyta; Magnoliopsida; Asparagales; Orchidaceae
Product: plastid division protein CDP1, chloroplastic
Exons: 13
Coding region: 283-2772 (829 amino acids)
Biological process (GO): chloroplast fission
Cellular component (GO): chloroplast inner membrane
Source: RefSeq, a predicted model, not a curated record
GGGAAUCGAGCUUUUAUGUUACAGCGACGCUCUUUUUAGCAUCAGUCAUGUGGCGGAAUCGAUUCCUCAGCAUUCGGUUUCCAAUUUCUCCGUGCGCUUGAGAUAUCCUAUGACUCCGGCAGUGGAGUGAAGCACAGAAGCCCUAACCCUAGCGCCGUCUCCAUUCGGAUUCUUUUCCACCAGGUGCACAUAUCACAUGUAGUUCGGUCGUUGUUCUCCAUCGAGAUGAAGAAGCUCUGGUUGACUCGGUGUUUAGCUGCUGAUUAAUUUGUGCUUCUGGUCAUGGCAUUGGUUCACUUGGUGCUAAGUUUAGCUCCUUACUCUCGUUUCUUUGGGUAUGGAGUUUUUGAUGAGAGACGGCGGGUUAUUCCCCCGUCUGAGUCUCGAGGCGGCGGAACUUUCUUAGGACGGAUAGGUACAACUGGGCUAACGAAGAGGUUGUCGCCGGAGGCAAGAGCUAGAUUGAGUCGGAGGUGCGUCGCAAGACGGUCUGCAUUGAAGGCGACGGAGGUGGAGAGUGGGCAGAUCGUAGGGCUGGUGGAGAUUCCUGUCACAUGUUAUCAGUUCUUAGGUCUUUCUCUGAAAGCUGAAAAGGAUGAGGUUGUAAAAGCUGUGAUGGAUUUAAAAGAUUCAGAGAUCGAGGCUGGUUACACUGGAGAUGCCAUUUUCUCACGGCAGCAUCUUCUAAUGGAUAUCAGAGAUAAGCUUCUAUUUGAACCAGAAUACGCUGGCAAUUUAAAAGAAAACAUUUCGCCAAAAUCUUCUUUACGCAUUCCUUGGGCUUGGUUGCCUGGUGCUUUGUGCCUUCUACAAGAGGUUGGAGAAGAAAAAAUGGUGGUAGGAAUUGGUAAGGCAGCUCUUGAACAUUCUGAUGUUAAGCCAUAUGUUCACGAUGUGCUUCUCUCUAUGGCACUAGCUGAAUGUGCAAUUGCAAAGGCUUCUUUUGAGAAAAGCAAAGUGUAUGAAGGAUUUGAAGCCCUUGCUCGUGCUCAGUACCUUUUAAAGAGCAAAGAUUCUCUUGGGAGUAUGCCACUGCUAUCUCAGAUAGAGGAAUCUUUGGAAGAGCUUGCUCCAGCCUGUACUUUGGAGCUGUUAAGCUUGCCUCACAUCUCUGAUAAUGCUGAGCGUAGAAGAGGUGCGAUUGCGGCCUUGCGUGAAUUACUCAGACAAGGUCUUGAUGUUGAAACUUCCUGUAGAGUUCAAGACUGGCAUUGCUUCUUAAGCCAGGCGUUGAAGAAGAUGAUGGCCUCUGAAAUAGUUGAUCUACUUUCUUGGGAAAACUUGGCUUCUGCUCGGAAGAACAAGAAAUUACUUGAAUCUCAGAACCAGAAAGUUGUAAUUGAUUUUGAUUGCUUUUAUUUGGCGAUGAUUGCACAUUUAGCUCUUGGUUUUUCAACAAGACAAAUGGAUUUGAUCGAUAAAGCUAAAACCAUUUGCGAGUGUUUGAUUGCAUCAGAGGGUGCAGACUUGAAGCUUGAGGAAGCACUUGUCUCAUUUCUUUUGGGACAGAUUGGUGAAGCAGCAGUGUUUGAGAAGCUUCAGCAGCUUGAAAUCAAUGGGAACUCAACCUUGCAAAGUUCUACUGCAGAUAUUCCUAAAACAGAAGUCAGGGACAAGCAGGCUAUAUAUCAAUCACUAGAAAAGUGGCUGAAGGAUGCUGCUCUUUCUGUGUUUCCCGAUACACGAGAAUGCGCUUCCUCUUUGGCAAACUUUUUUGGAGGGCCAAAAAGGAUUCUCAAUCUCAGUAAUAAAAAAAUAGGGACUUCUACUGCCUUUUAUGCUAACAACAGAUCACCUUCGUUUGGUCUUUCACGAGAAAAUACCACUUUUGUUGAGCACUCUCCAAUAAAGUUAGCAAGACAUAUGGGAGAGGCUGUAAAACAGCUCGCACCAGUGAGCUUGCAGACCCAAUCAAGUCUGAAGAAGGCUAACAAUAUGACCAGCAAUCCAUCAAAUUCUCCAUUGAAGAGAAGCCUUAAUCUUCAGAAUUCAAAAUUUUGGGAAAGCUGGAGCCUCACGGGUGAUAUUCUGGGAAGGAUAGCAUGCACCACCUUUGUUGGUUGUGUCAUGCUUGGUGUAUUAAAGAUGCUUAGUACUGCUCAGCCCAGAAUCUCACAUAUGUUGCAGCCUAGUCAAUCAACGAUGAACAACAAUGCCAGCAUAUGGACAUUUGACAAUGCACCUGGUGUGAAAAGCUCUUCUUUCAUUGAUAAGAGUAUUUUCUGUCAGCUUAAAAAUCUGCUGGCACUUUUCAAACAUUACUACAGACAUCCAGCAGAUAGAAGAAAAAUAGAAAAUCCUUUGUUUAUUGAUAAUCUUUCAUCUUUAACUAUGGCAUCAGCUGUUGCUGGUACUGCUGCACACAGAAGGAAAAUGCCUUUGGAAGAAGCAGAAAGCCUGGUGAAGCAAUGGCAAGAUAUCAAAGCCGAGGCAUUGGGUCCUGAUCAUCAAAUAGAUACCCUGUCUGAGAUUCUUUCUGAGUCAAUGCUGUCAAAGUGGCAGGAUUUAGCAUCUUCAGCCAAAAAAGGAGCAUGCUUUUGGAGGUUUGUUUUACUUAAAUUAUCUAUUCUUAGGGCCGAUAUAGUACUAGAUGAGCUUGGCGCUGAGGUUGCCGAAGUAGAAGCAGUGUUAGAAGAAGCUGCUGAGCUUGUAAAAGAUUCUCAGCCCAGAAGACCUAGCUAUUACAGUACAUACAAAGUACAAUAUAUGUUAAAAAAGCAGGACGAUGGUUCAUGGAGGUUCUGCAGCGGUGGAAUCGAGAGCUCUACAUGAACUUCCUAUAAUCAUCGACUAUUAAGAGCACAUCAUAUGUUUCUCUACUUUUUAUCAUCUUACAGCUUUGUGCAGCAUCUUGUUAUAUCCAGUGAUGAUGGGUUCAUUAAAAUAAUCAACCUGUCAAUGGACAAGAAGUAGAAGCUGAGCUACAUUAUCAAAUAAAUUCCUGUUUCUUACACGGCUAACUCUGCAGUAAGCCCUUUCCUUUGGCCAUUAUUUUCUUCAUAUUCUAGACUAACCGGCAUGUUGAAUUUAUAGCUUGGUCCAGUUUGGCACCAAUGAACUAUGCUGAUUACUGUUAAGAAUUUGAAUUGUUUACUUUAAACUAACGAUGAUAUUCUUUUCAAUUUGGUCUUUGAUUGUCCCACUUUCGGAUUUGCUGUUAGCAGGAUUGCAAAUACCAUUCUGAUUUGCGUUUUUCUAUGUAUCUUUGUGUUUGGCAAGUCCCUUUUUAGGAUAGAGUUGGUUUUCCUGAUUGUCAUUUGUUAAAUAUUUGCAUUUUAUGGUUCUUUUUCUUGAUAAAAGACAAGGGCAGCUUUCAUAUC